UAGCAUGGAUAAAAACAUGAAUGAAAAAGCAGUUAAGGUUUUUGUUCAGACUGACACAGUGACACACUAAAUGUCUAAAUGAGUCAGUGCAGCCUAACCCCAGAGUUGAGCAAGAUGUCUCAUUUAGGAAUUAAAAUGAAAGAUGCUAAAGUCAUGUAAUUAACCCCUGAGCAGGAGUACAUUGAGAAGGAGAGAUGUGAGACAGAAGGUUUAGCAGAAAGGUGGCGAUCUAUGCUGCAGACUAGUCUUUGGUAGCAGUGCCCGUGUGAGUGCCCCCAACACAGAUUAAAUGCAUGUUCAGUCAGUGGACUCAUGAUACUCUCAUCUCCUACGAAACUAACACGGAAAACUAGACGAGUGUUCACUCUGCUCUUUGAGAGAAUCCACAACCAUCUUAGAAGAGGAGUCUCUCCCUUCUACUGGGUCCCUCCUCUUUUUUCCCACAUUGGCUCUAUCGCCUCCCCUCUCUGGCUCCUGAUAGGGCGGACAUGGAAUUAACAGAGGAGAGGAGGAGGAAAGUGAGAGAGGGUGAGAGUCUGGAUCCAGGGAAUGGAAUGAAGGGGAAAUAAAGACUCCCUGCAGGUGUUAGUAGUUGGGCAUUUUGAAGCCUGAAAAUCAUUCACUCCUCAGAACAGGCGUGCGCACUGGCUGUCAGAUCGAACACGUGCUCGCAGUGACAAUUGAGCAGCUGAAGUUUGAGUUGGUUCAGUCAGGUGCAGUUAGAGAGCAGCUUAGUUGAUUUCGUUUUGUUGUUGUUGUGAAGGUUUAAGUGUUUAAGUCAUGGCCCUUCUCACCAAUGGUGAAAAAAGUCUGGGCUCCUAUUACUGCCUGAUCCGACGCAGAUUCAAGAGGAGGCGCAAGAAACGUUCCGAACGCAAAGGUGCAGCGGGGGCUCGGCUGCUCUCAGGACAAAACAAACCCGUCAUCAUGGACGUCGAUGAGGAGGAGAAUAUGAGUUCAAGCAGCACUGACGUUAAGGAAAACAGAAACCUGGAUAACGUGUCCUGCAAAGAUUCGGUGGUUGAACAGCUAUCCAAUGGAAGUGGCUUGAGUGGCCGAAAGCGCCCUCUUGAAGAGGGAAACGGCGGCCAUGCACACACCAAGUUUCGAGCCAAGAAGCGCAAGAAAACACCAGGGCCUGUCUUACCCAAGAAUGCCCUCAUGCAGUUGAAUGAGAUCAAACCAGGCCUGCAGUACAAACUACAGUCUCAGACCGGCCCUGUCCAUGCACCGAUUUUUGUAAUGACUGUGGAAGUCAACGGGCAAAUGUUUGAGGGCAUAGGCCCAACUAAAAAGAAGGCUAAAUUAAAUGCAGCUGAGAAAGCACUGCGUUCCUUUGUUCAAUUCCCCAAUGCAUCUGAGGCACAUCUGGCUAUGGGUCGAACACUGACGGUGAACACAGACUUUACAUCAGACCAAGCCGACUUUCCAGACAUGCUCUUCAAUGGUUUCGAGACACCAGCCACACCUGAAGAGUCCUUCUAUCUCGGCUCGAAUGGCAACAGCUCUUUAAGUUCUCUAGCGGAGUAUCCACUGCCCACAGCCACCUGGCAGCACCUUGCCCAGGCACCGCUGCCCCCUCCAUCAGCCUUUAGCUCACCCUCCAGUGGCAAGAACCCCGUCAUGAUUCUCAAUGAGCUCAGGCCGGGCCUCAAAUAUGACUUCGUGUCAGAGAGCGGUGAGAGUCAUGCCAAGAAUUUUGUGAUGUCAGUCACAGUGGAUGCACAGAUGUUUGAAGGCUCAGGACGCAAUAAGAAGCUGGCUAAAGCCCGGGCAUCACAGGCUGCCCUCUCAGCUCUGUUCAACAUGCAGCUAGACCAGACACCAUCACGGCAGCCCAUACCAAGAGAGGGAUUGCAGCUUCACCUGCCACAGGUAAGUCAUUAAUUUUACAUAUGCAAUGACAUAGUGAAGUAUCUGUCCUGGCUGGAAUCAUUUCCACUCCUGGCUUUUAAGGACAGAAUUUAAGAUACGUUUAGAAAGAAAUGUUGUUGAACCUAUUUUGUGUAUUCAAUGUUUAAUAAAAUCUCUAAAGUUUAUGAGUGCCAAAAUUAAGUGCUCUCAUACAGUAAUGAAUUUAGAGUAAAUAAUUUUUACUGCCAGUGUUCUUUUGACAAGUCUGGGAAUGGACACACAAACAUUUGCAAGUCACUCAAUAUGUCUG
Messenger RNA from Thalassophryne amazonica, 2164 nucleotides. RefSeq names its product double-stranded RNA-specific editase 1-like. The transcript has 3 exons. Gene Ontology annotation, cellular component: nucleolus; cytoplasm. NCBI's taxonomy places the organism in Eukaryota, Metazoa, Chordata, Actinopteri, Batrachoidiformes, Batrachoididae. Bases 781 to 1887 code for a protein of 368 amino acids. Gene Ontology annotation, biological process: adenosine to inosine editing; RNA processing. The record is from RefSeq and is a predicted model, not a curated record. Gene Ontology annotation, molecular function: double-stranded RNA binding; tRNA-specific adenosine deaminase activity; double-stranded RNA adenosine deaminase activity.